Molecule: messenger RNA, 595 nt
Organism: Haemorhous mexicanus (house finch)
Lineage: Eukaryota; Metazoa; Chordata; Aves; Passeriformes; Fringillidae
Gene: TOMM5
Product: translocase of outer mitochondrial membrane 5
Exons: 2
Coding region: 94-249 (51 amino acids)
Cellular component (GO): mitochondrial outer membrane translocase complex
Source: RefSeq, a predicted model, not a curated record
CGCGAAGCGCGGCGUGUCCGGUCACGUGGUUCCGCCGCGCGCGGCCAGCGGGGCCGGGUCGGGGUCGGGGCCGGGAUCGAGCUCCGGUCCGGCAUGUUCCGCAUCGAGGGGCUGGGGCCCAAGAUGGACCCCGAGGAGCUCCGCCGGAAGAUGCGCCGCGACGUGCUCGCCUCCGUCCGCAACUUCCUCAUCUACGUCGCACUGCUGCGGAUCACUCCGUUCAUCCUGAAGAAGCUGGACAGUAUAUGAGCCCUCGGGGCCGGCGGGAUGACCUGCAGCUGCUCUCCCCGGCGCCGGGCACCCGCGGCGGGAGCGACACGCAGCCGGCGCCACGUGGCUCCCGAAGGUGUCCCCUCAGCGUGGCCAGCCGGCAGCGUCCGCGGGGCCGGCAGCACGGGCGGGCCCCGCGGGGGAGCCCCGGCCGCGGGGCGGGCACGCCGCGGCUCUGACGGAGCGUUCCCUGUGCUGUGAACAAAGCCCCUGAUCACCCCUCACUGUGGCUGCCCAGCUCACCCACCCAUCCGUGUGAACGCCCAGUCCCCCUGCACCCAGCUCACCAGGUCUGAUGGAAAUAAACGGGAGAGCAGCUGUGCCA